CAUGAAACCACUGGAAAGGAAAGAUCGUCCAACCCAACAGAAUGUCUCAGGCAAAACGAGAACAGAAGAACACCCUCCUGUAAAUAACUGGAAGGUAGAUAAACUUAGGGGUCUACUUCAGAGACUGGGACUAUGGGAGUCAUAUCCCAGGAAGAUAAAAAUGGAAGAUGUCCUACUUAUAAGUAGUAUUUCAAGUACAGAUCUGAAUACUAUGGAAAAAGGUCUGUAUCAGCAGUAUAUUCACAAGCUCAUGAUGCUAGACUGCAGUGCCCGGUAUUUGUGUUUGAAAGCGACCAAAUCAUCUGAGCCUCAACCAACCACUACUGAAGAUGCAGGUAGCAGUGAUGAAGAGGAUUACAUAGUCAAAGAAGAUACGUCGGGUGCUGAAGAUGUCUGUGACAUGGAUUCAUCUGUCCACCCCAUGGAUAUUCAUAUGGCGGUUUUUCAUUGUUCAGAUGAUUUUGUGAGGCAGUACAUUUUUUCCAAACUCUGCACAUGUCAGUUUGCUUUACCUCUUCUGGUACCAAACCCCUUUUCGGGUGAAAUAGAGUUCCCGGUGUGGGCACUUCGACAAAUCAAAAAGACGUGGCAGAACACACAGCAGCCUAUCUUCAGUGCACAGGUGCCUAUUGUUUCCUUUGUGAGGCUGGGGAAGUCCUCAAACUCAAAGUCUCACAUCCUGAGCAACAUCAUCAACCAACGGAAACACCCGGUGUUUUUCAACCGACACUGUGCCGGAAGCAUGAGACACUGCCUCCUUAUGGACGGGGUUGUGGAAAUCACUUGGUACUGUGCAGGAUACAGUGAGAGAGAUAUUUUUGACAACUGUGUCGCUUUUGUGAAUCUCCAUGGCGAUGCCAGCCAUCACCCCAGACAGCUCCAGUUUCUGCAGAAAGUGAGUGCUGUCACUGUACUGCUUCUCUCAGAGAGCCCCCUGGAGGAGGAAGCAAGGAAGACUUUCAAAGAACUGCGAAAAUCUCCUACUCCACUAAUUACGCUCCUCUCUCAUGCAGAAAAAGUUCAAAGCAAAAAAACGAAAAAUGUAAAAAUUGCAGCAAAGAACAGAAAUGAGGCUGAACUAACAGGAGAAAUCAUCUCCAGCAUCAAACAGUGCCUUCCAACUAAAUCAGAGAGGCCUAGCUUAGCAGAUUGCUUGAGGAUUGCCAGACAGAAGCAGUUCAGAAUUGAUGAGGACAAUGAAAAAUGUAGAGAGGGAAAAGAGCAGGCUGAGCAGAUGAUGAGUUUGUUGAAGGGAGAAAACAGAAAAGACAGACAGGAGGAAGAGGAAUUACUGAACCUAAAACGGAGGCAUUUGCCAUUGCAAGGUGAACUGUGGGAGAACUGGUGCAGGAAGGAGAAGCAGCAAUACCGUCUGCACAGCACAGGCGAGAGAAGCAACGAUAUGGUAUUGAGUGACAUAAAAUCUGAGCAACAAGCCAUACGCUUAGAACAACUGAACAAGGCGUUCCGCUGCAGUGAUUUCAUGAAGUCAUUUCUGCAGUGUUUGCACCAGUCAGAAGAAAAUAAUAUCCCGUAUAUGUUACAGUGGCUUCAGAUAUUUCUGGAAGAAUAUACCACUGGCCCACUUACCAAACUCCAGGAGAAGUACCACUCAAUAUGGGCAGAAAUGAGACAGAAACCAAAAGGUGAGGAUGAGGAACUCAAAAAGAAUCUUGAAAAAGUGUCCAAAGAGAUCAAAGCAAUGUCAGUUGGACUGCAGCAUCUUAUGAGAGAACUGGGUCAGCUGUACGAGGCAGUUCAUUCAGUAGCCAAGAGUGAAGAGUUCACAGAUGUACAGUGUCUUGACACUCAUCCCAGAAUUGGAGCACAGAUGCUGAUUGCAGGGUACCCUCUGGAGCUCAUGGAUGGAGAUGUGGCUCACGUGCCCAUUGACUGGAUCAAGGCUGUUUUUGACAAACUGAUACAAAAACUUGGAGACAAAAAGGUUUUUGUCCUCUCAGUCCUCGGUCAUCAGAGUUCUGGCAAGUCCACUCUGCUAAACACCAUAUUUGGGUUGCCGCUCCCUGUGAGUGCAGGAAGGUGCACCAAAGGUGCAUUCAUGCAGCUGCUGACAGUUGAUGAAGUGAUGAAGGAACAGCUUCAGUUUGACUUUGUGCUGGUGGUGGACACUGAAGGUCUGCGAUCACUGGAACUCAGCUCUGAAACCACGUGGGCCCAUAACAACGAACUGGCCACCUUCAUCAUUGGUUUGGGAAACAUGACGCUCAUCAACAUCAUGGGAGAGAAUCCAAGUGAAAUGCAGGAUACUCUGCUGAUCUGUGUUCAGGCUUUCAUGAGAAUGACUUCUGUCAAAAUAAAAACAAGUUGCAUAUUUGUGCACCAGAAUGUUGCAGAGACAACCGCCAAUGACAAAAACAAGGAAGGGAGGAUACAACUUCAAAAGAGACUUGAUGAAAUGACUUGCAUUGCAGCAAAAGAGGAGAAUCUGGACAUUAAGUGUUUUUCUGAUAUAAUUCAUUUUGACGUGGACUCUCAGGUGUUCUACUUUAAAAAUCUCUUGGAGGGUGACCCCCCCAUGGCACCUCCUAACCCCUCCUAUAGCCAGAACGUUCAGAAGCUGAAGGACAAGCUGCUGUGCAUUACCAAAUGGCAGCCAGACUGCCAGCUGCCCUCACUGUCUGAGGUAAAAGAGCGAAUCCAAGACUUAUGGGAUGCUCUUCUGAGAGAGAACUUUGUUUUCAGUUCCAGGAACACCUUGGAGAUUUCUACAUACAGCAAGCUAGAAAAGUCUUAUGGAAAAUGGUCAUGGAGCAUCAGAAAGCAUGCUCUGGAGAUACAGCAAACCUGGCACAACAAAAUAAACAGCAACUUGGUGGAUGAGGUGUACAUGUCAGAUCUUAUAAAAGAAUUUGAUGAGAUCUAUGCACAACUCACAGAUGAGAUAGAAACAUAUUUUACACAUGAGGAACAGCCAGAAAUCCUGGUUAACUGGAGAUGUAAUGUUGAUACAAGGUUUCAAACUUUGAAGGAUAAGCUCAUUGAAGACACACAGAGGAAGUGCAAAGAUUUACUCAACAGAAAGUGCAGAUCAGAACUGGAAGGGAAGAGGUCUGGCUAUGAGGCAGAAUUGCUCAGAAUGAGUAGAUCUUUAGCCUCAACACUACAGGACCAAAAACUGACCAGUGAUCAAAUGAGGCCACACUUUGAUGAACUGUGGACCAAAUGGUUGACAAAAAUAUCCCUGGAGAAACGUCCAGAAAAACAAGUUGACAUCCAGGCUGUUGUGGAAGGCAUCCUGUACAAUCAAUUCAAAAUGGAAAAAGAAAUUGCUCAAAGGAUUCAGAAGCACAAGGAAAUGAUCAGUUUUCAGUUCCAGGUUAACAAACAUGUUUCACUUACCUGGCAAAAGUGGAUUGCGACAAAGAUGAAAUUGUUAGAAACUGCUAACAUUGAGAAAGAAGGUCAACGUAUUACAGAAGAAAUAGCUGCAGAUGUACAAAAGUACAUUAUAGGGAAAUCAAGGGAAAAUGUGGAUUUCAAUGAAAUAUUUAUUCAUGAAAUAUUAGAGAGAAUAUCACAGACUUUGGAGACAUAUGAAAAAAGUGAGAACCACAUAAAACUCGAACCAAUGUAUAAAGUUAACAUCUCCAUUUACAGUUGCACAAAGGCAGUUGAAAGGUUCAGCAAAAUGCAUGCAGAUUUCAAGAGGAAAAAUGAUCUGCUGACAUGCCUCAGUGAGAAGAAGGAGGAAUAUUUCCAGUAUUUUAAAGACUCUUGUGACGGAGCAACCGCUGUUACAAUUUUUGCCAAUUUUCUGUGCAAUUAUCUCAAAUCAGAAAUAAAACAGCAAAUGUACCAGAAAGUCAGCCUUCAAAUUGUGGACCACAUGAAACAUAACUACCCAGCUUUCAAUGGAAACAGAGCUAACCUGGAGGAUCACAUACUGAAAGAGCUUGCUGAGAAACAGAAGUUUGACUCGUAUGUGGAGUACCUCGAGCGUCCAAAACAAUACUUUGAAAAAUUCAUCAGGGGAAGGGUGGAGGACUGCUGCAGAGACCAGAGUUUAACAUCAGACCUCCUCAAUAGAAACUUGAAAAUGUUGGUUGAAAGGACUUUGACCGAAAGUUCCAUUGUGACUUCAGAACUGAAGGAGAAGGAGGGAACUAUCACAAUGUGGCUUGAGAAAUUCUGCUCUAAACUUGGGAGUGAUAUUUCCAUUUCAAGAGCGAGUUUCAAAAACAUUGAAUGCGAGGGCACUGGAAACCUGUCGUUUCUCCAGGACAUGAUGGCCAAGUCACUUUCAGACAUGCAGGAAAAGACAGAGCAAGAAAUUAAAACGUCAUGCCUUGACUUUGAAAUGUUCCAGAACAGACCAGAUGACAUUCUAAUCGACCAGCUCAGCGGAUGCUGGGAGCAGUGUCCCUUCUGCAGAGCCAUCUGUACAAACACUAUGGCUGGUCAUGACACUGACCACAGUGUGAGAUUUCAUCGCCCUAAUGGUUUAGUAGGCACAAGUUUUCAGUCGAACAAUGAGUUUUCUGUUGACUCCUGCACCACAUUAGUCAGUACUGAUAUACGUUUCUUCAAUCGUGAAAGCAAAUGGACCCCUUUUAAAGAGUACAGAAAAGCAGGCCCCCCUUUUGACAAAUGGUCAAUCAAGCCAGAUUCUUCUGAAAAACUCUACUGGAAGUGGUUUGUGUGUGUCUUCAGGAAUAAACUGCAGGAGAAAUUUGGAUAUAAGUUUGAGGGCAGAGGUGAAAUUCCAGGUGACUGGGAAAACAUUAGUAAGCCUGCUGUGCUGAAAGAACUGGACGUGUGAAUAUGAAUCCAAUCUCAGGCCAGCCAGGAUUCAGCAGACUGAGGGAUACAGAUGAUCACUCCAACAAGUUAACUUCACAUGUUUAGUGGCAUCAUGUACCACUUAUUUUAAUGUUGAUCAUUUUAACCAAUCAAGUUGUAAUGUCUGCAAUAUUAAUUUGUAUUAUGAAACUGAUCUUACUAAGUGUAAUUGUUCAUUUCAGUUAACCAUAAAGAAAAGCUGAUAUAAUUACAUAUAAUCUAGAUGUUUUUCUGAUCAGAUUUCUCUGUGGAUGUUUUACACAAAACAAGUUUGCUUUGCUUGAACAUGGUGUGGAGCACAUAGUGAGAAGGAUAACACUGCUGUAACAGAGAAUUUAAAAGUAAUUUUAUCAGCAUUACUCAUCUAUGGAGGCCAUUCAGGCCCUAAAUUCAUAAGCAUGCAUGUAGACUAGAGUGGAAUCUUUCUCAACAGAUCUCAUUAAGAUAAAAUUGUAGAUUGCACAUUGCUAAUCAUGAUUAUUCAGAAAUGUGUGUGUAAUUUAUUUUGUAUUCUAUUGAUGUUAUGAUGGAAAAAAGUUGCAGAGUCAUUUAACUGUGAUUAUUAAACAGCAUAUCUCAUUUCUGACAUUAGCAUUACCCUGUACUGCAUUUUGUAACACAAUCUGAUUUUCCAUCUCAGACACAACUGUCAAGGCAUUUAUAAAUGAAAUCCUGCUUAACGGAAACUUUAAAAUCCAACCUUCGUUUGAAAGCUGAAGACAUUGUGUGUAGAACUGGUUAUGGCUCUCACCAUUUUGCUAUGAGCUUCUUUAUAAUGUACAGCUGCGAGACAGUUCUGAAUCUGCAAAAGAGUCUUUGUGUUUUGUUUUUAUAAUAAGCGACAGAUCUUUUGACACUUUUAUUACAUUUACAGCCUUCAUGUGAUGUACAAGCUGUCCAAGACAUUGUGUGAAACAAUAUUUUAACAUUAGUUGUGACUGUCUGUUAGUAUAGUGGAUUACAGCUUGUGGGAAUAUGCUAAUGGGAAAUAAGAAUCUGUGUAGUAUUUCUAGUCACUUGUUGGUUUAUUUUGGUCGCUGGUUUAUUUUCUUUGCAGGCAAUUUUGGUUGUUUGACUCUGUCUGCUUCAUCAUUGAUGGCUUUCUGAAUGCUGUAAGAAUGAAAUGAGCAAAGCUCAUGUCCUGCUGAAAUGUCUUGCAUUUAACAUGAAAGAAAUUCUUAAGUUUUA
Anguilla anguilla (European eel) is the source of this 5988-nucleotide messenger RNA. RefSeq names its product interferon-induced very large GTPase 1-like. NCBI's taxonomy places the organism in Eukaryota, Metazoa, Chordata, Actinopteri, Anguilliformes, Anguillidae. Gene Ontology annotation, molecular function: GTP binding. The coding region runs from base 2 to 4780 and encodes 1592 amino acids. The record is from RefSeq and is a predicted model, not a curated record. The transcript has a single exon.